Acanthisitta chloris (rifleman) is the source of this 321-nucleotide messenger RNA. It is a transcript of the gene AK6, whose product is annotated as adenylate kinase 6. Gene Ontology annotation, cellular component: nucleus; cytoplasm. The annotation marks the transcript as partial. NCBI's taxonomy places the organism in Eukaryota, Metazoa, Chordata, Aves, Passeriformes, Acanthisittidae. Gene Ontology annotation, molecular function: ATP binding; AMP kinase activity; ATP hydrolysis activity. The record is from RefSeq and is a predicted model, not a curated record. The transcript has 4 exons.
GAUACACAACCUGCUAAUCACAGGCACUCCAGGAGUUGGGAAAACGACACUGGGAAAGGAACUGGCAUCCAGGACUGGAAUGGUCUACAUCAGCGGGGGGGGCUUGGCCAAAGAAGGAGAGCUCUACGAAGGCUUCGACGAGGAGUACGAGUGCCCGAUCCUGGAUGAGGACAGGGUGGUCGAUGAGCUGGAGGACAGGAUGGGCGAGGGAGGAGUCAUUGUGGACUACCAUGGCUGCGACUUCUUCCCCGAGCGCUGGUUCCACAUCGUGUUCGUGCUCCGCACGGACAACUCCUUCCUCUACGACAGGCUGGAGAGCAG